Parastagonospora nodorum SN15 is the source of this 1365-nucleotide messenger RNA. RefSeq lists its product as hypothetical. Gene Ontology annotation, molecular function: ammonium channel activity. The transcript has 4 exons. The coding region runs from base 1 to 1365 and encodes 454 amino acids. Gene Ontology annotation, biological process: ammonium transmembrane transport. The record is from RefSeq and is a predicted model, not a curated record. Lineage: Eukaryota; Fungi; Ascomycota; Dothideomycetes; Pleosporales; Phaeosphaeriaceae. Gene Ontology annotation, cellular component: plasma membrane.
AUGGCUCUUCCGGUCGAAGUGUUGAAAGCAUGGGAGGCUUGUGAUCGCACCGACACGCUCUUCGUGCUUGUGUGUUGUGUCUUUUGCUGGGGCAUUAUACCAGCGGUAGGAAUCGCCUACUCUGGCUACACGACGCGAUCCAACUCUCUGGCGGCCGUGAUGCCUGCCAUCCUUGCCGUCAUUGUCUGCUCAAUUCAAUGGUUCUUCAUUGGAUACACGUUGACGUAUGGAGAAGGAGGUGCGGUUUUUGGUGAUUUCAAGUACGCUUUCCACAGGGGUGUUUUGGCCGAACCUGUUGGUACUAUUCCGGCAAUACUAUUUAGCUUCUUUCAGCUUGUCUUUCAGGCUACGGUGUGCGCUAUUGCUGUUGGAGGUGCGUGUGAGCGAGGGCGGAUACUUCCGCUUAUCCCGUUCAUAUUUCUCUGGUCGACAUUCAUAUACAACCCAUUGGCGCACAUGGUAUGGGGCGGCGGAUUCCUGAUGGAUCUAGGCGUCGUCGACUUCGCAGGAGGAACGCCGGUCCAUAUCAACUCUGGAGCAACUGCGACUGCAAUGUCGGUCUACCUCUCAUACCCUCUAUUCCGAUCGAAGAAGUCUUCAACACGAACUCCAUCCCAUCUGGUUAUUCACAGACCUGUGAACUCUUUAUGCCAGCUGCUCGCCAUGGUUUCUAUCUGGGGCUCUUGGCUCGCGUUCGACGCUGGCACAACUUUGGCCUUCAACUUCAAGUCAGUCAUGGCUCUGUGCGUCACAAAUCUUUGCGCUGCUAGUGGCGCACUGACUUGGAUGAUCUACACCUAUGUCGAAGUUGGACGCUGGAGCUUGGAUUCGUGUUUCAUGGGUGCAAUCUCCGGUCUCAUCAUGAUAACACCGUCGGCCGGCUUCAUCGACAUGCCAACAGCCUUCUUCUUCGGCAUAGUGGGCGCACUUUUCUGCCGACAAGCGCUUCGCAUCAAGUUCACGGAUUUCGCGAGGCGCUGGCGCUGGGUGGACCACGGCGAUACAUUCGCAACACAUUGCCUAGGCGGCAUAUUGGCCACAAUAGCUACUGGAUGUUUCGCGCAAAAGGAAGUCGCCGGCUACGAUGGAGUGACUGUGAUACCCGGUGGAGUCUUCUUCGACGGAAACGUGCGUCAGCUCGGUAUACAAAUUGUCGAAGCCUCAAUUGGGUUCUCUUGGUCUUUUAUUGGGAGCUACCUUAUAUACGCUCUCAUCGAUUGCGUGCCUGGAUUCGAAGUGCUGGCAGAAGACAAGGACAUUAUUGCUGGUCUUGAUGCGAGCCAGAUGGACGAAGAAACGCUAUGGACCGAGACGCAGAAAUAUUACCCGUAUGCAGACCGAGAGGGCGAGCUUCACCUAGACUAG